This is a messenger RNA of Trichomycterus rosablanca, 315 nucleotides long. Its product is annotated as histone H4-like. Lineage: Eukaryota; Metazoa; Chordata; Actinopteri; Siluriformes; Trichomycteridae. The record is from RefSeq and is a predicted model, not a curated record. Bases 4 to 315 code for a protein of 103 amino acids. Gene Ontology annotation, biological process: nucleosome assembly. The transcript has a single exon. Gene Ontology annotation, molecular function: structural constituent of chromatin; DNA binding; protein heterodimerization activity.
ACGAUGUCCGGAAGAGGAAAAGGCGGCAAAGGUCUUGGAAAAGGAGGCGCUAAGUGUCACCGCAAAGUUCUCCGUGAUAAUAUCCAGGGUAUUACUAAACCCGCCAUCCGCCGUUUGGCUCGCCGUGGCGGUGUGAAGCGUAUUUCCGGCUUGAUCUACGAGGAGACCCGCGGUGUGCUCAAGGUGUUCCUGGAGAACGUCAUCCGUGAUGCCGUCACCUACACCGAGCACGCCAAGAGAAAGACCGUCACCGCAAUGGACGUGGUGUACGCUCUGAAACGCCAGGGACGCACCCUGUACGGAUUCGGCGGUUAA